UCGGUGUCAGUGUAAACAAACAUGUGAAACUGAUAAUGAAAACGAUGUUUUGAUGCUAUAUUGAGAUUUUCCUUGAAACCAAACACUUCCUUCUUAUUUCAAACGGUCUGUUGCUGAUGUUUAACAAUAAUAUAUGCAUAUUGUGUCAUGGAGAGUGAAAGAAAUCUAAGUUCUCUCAGUAACAACAAUUUCUUGCCCGUGCAAAUGAUCCUACCAUGAAUGAGCAGUGUCAUCCCCUAAGCAGUUAGCUUAUCAGUGGCAUCCCCUCAGCUUACUUGUGUUGUCCCAUCUGCUUUGCUUUUUAAAUACAUGAAGUUGAAUUCAUCAUCAUGAGCAUUAUUCAUGAAAGUCAAGAAGGUUGGCUGGUGGACAGUCUUUCAUUAUCAACAUGCAGUGUUGAAAAUGAAAAAAGAAUGACAAAGUAUGCAUUAAGAUCUGACUUAUUUAAAAUAGUAUCUCCAUUUAUGAUGAACAGUCAAUUUGAGAAGAUAUGUAAGGAAGAAAAGUCAAUAAACCUGGAAGUUGGGGUAAAAGAGAGGAAGAAAAAGAGAAAAAGAAAAGCAGAAAAGAAUAUUGGUGAAAAACUUGCUGAAGAAUUCCAUACAAAGGUGAAGCACUAUGUUCUUGAGGGCUACAGGAGUCUAGUAAGUGCAGGGAGGGAGUGUGGUUACUUCCUGUCACCAGCUGGUUCUGGAUCAGCAAAUAACAAUCUGGCCUCUAGGGAAGCAGCAAUGGCGCAGGGCGCCGGUGAAUGGUUUGUGCAACUGUGUCAGGAACCCCGGGCAAACAUCAGUGUUGGAAUUCAAGUACACUGUGUACAGGCGGGAGGAAGUAUUCCAAGCAGUCUAUUAUUCAAUGGCCUCUGGCAGCAUAAGGGGGACAAUUGUGUUAUGGUUCAAUUAGACCCAGGAGUGUUUAUCAUUCCCCCUGACUGCAGGUUCCUUAUUUCAGAUAUACACCAACUAGAGCAGGCAUGUUCAGAUCUUGGACAGUUUGACUUAAUAGUAAUGGACCCACCUUGGGAGAGCAAGUCUGUCAAACGGCUGAAAAAAUACAGUAUGCUGGCAAACUCUGACUUGCUGUCCCUGCCCCUGGGUGCCCUGAUGGCCCCCGGAUGUGUGGUUGGGGUCUGGGUCACAAAUAGACAGGCACACAUACACUUCAUCACAGACCAACUCUUCUCAGCCAAUCAUAUACAACAUGUUGCCACAUGGUACUGGCUGAAGGUAACAAAGUCGGGUGUUUGCAUUCGUGAUAUUGAUGAUUCUCAUAAGAAACCCUACGAGGUCCUGAUGCUGGGUAGAUAUGUGGUACCCGGCUCCACUAUGUAUGACAGAUCAAAGAAUCAGUCAGAUUCAUUGUGCUGUACAGAUGGUGGAAAAGAUACUGCAGAUUCACCAGUAAUUCCCAACAACAAGUUGGUUGUCUCUGUACCGUGCAGUCUUCAUUCAAAGAAACCAAUACUUACAGAGGUGUUGCGGAGUUACCUGCCCACUUCUCCUCGCUGUCUCGAGAUGUUCGCACGCAACCUCCUACCUCACUGGACCUCAUGGGGAAACGAGGUUCUUCUCCACCAGCACAAGGAUUUCUUUGAAGAAGUUACCUGAGCCUUGGACAUUUAAGGCAAAAUUAAACAUUAUCAGAAGGAUCAGGUGUGAAGUGGAAGACUUCAUCAAGCUCCCCAAAGGGCAAUGUUCUUAGAAAAUCAUGACCGGGGGUUCGUGGUCUGGUGGAAUAAUGUUGUAAUGAAAUAUGCAUAUCAUAAAGGAAAUACUCAUGUUUUUUGUAAAGUGCACUUUUUUUUGUAUGACUAAAUAAAGUGUGGCGAAUCAUUACGAGUGUUAAAACUAAGAUACCAAAAACUAGAAUGUUUCAGCAAAUGCUGAUAUUUGCUCAAAUAUUGUCUUUAAAGAGCACAAUUUUCAUAAGUGUUUAUAAUGCUAAUGGUCACUUAAUUACAAUUUUGUUGUUGCAAAUUAGCUGAUUGACGUUAUCAUAUGAUGUUAUCAAUGUAUUGUUAAAAGGUCAAAAUAUCCAUCACUUGUGUAUGAUCCUGUUGGCCUAGUGGUGAUCAAGACGUCAAUUUUUUCUUGUCUUUAGUGGCAUGUUUGCACCCCACUAAAACCAAAAUACUUUUUUUAUAGUAUAAUUGAAUUUUUUCAGCAAUUUUGAUACCAUCCAGUUAAUAAGCAAUGAUCAAAUAAGUGUUUUCAGAUGCGCUACUGGGAAAACUAAUUUUUGGUUCAUUAAAUUUCCUCGCUUCUUAAAGAUGCCCUCUAAAUUAGAAAUUAAAAUAACUAUAAAUAAGUUUGAACCUUCUAAACCAAGUAACCUAAUGAAGGUAAUCUGGCAUUGUGAUGAUUAAAUGAAUAAUGAAAAUUGCAUCUGUGGUUUUUAAAUUUUGAACUUCCAGCUUCACUUUGAACUGAUCUAUAAUUGUGAAUUGCUGUCUGUCACUGUCAGUCCAACAUUUGAUGAUGUUAUUAACAUAACGCUUGUUAUCUUUCGACUGUUUUCAGCUAACCUUUUAAAAGUUAUGACCUGCCUUUAGAAAAGAUGAAGUUGUGGGUAUAAACUUAAUUCCUAAUCAGAUUAUCACCUAAAAACCGUCUGCACUACAUUUUGGUCGCAAAUAUAGUUGUUGAUGCUGCCUAGCAGACGGCAGAGUCAAUUAUGCUAAUUCUGGUUAAACUUGUUGCUUGUGGACUAUCUUUGCCAGUGAAUUAACUCGCCAUGGUCCCUGUCUCGAGUAGUCAUGUCCUGUAUUUGUGCAUUGAUCCAUAUUCUUUUUAUGCCCCCGAAGGUGGGCAUAUUAAAAUCGCACUCUCCGUCUGUCCGUCCUUGUGUCCAGCUUAAUAACUCGUGUCUGGGCUGUAACUUUCCCUUGUAUGGACAGAUUUUAAAAUAACUUGUCACAUGUGUUCCACAUACAAAGAUGAAGUGUCACGUGCAAGACCCGUGCCCCUACCUCUAAGGUCAAGGUCACACUUAGUGUUCAUUCACAAUGGAGUGCUGCAUAUAGGACAUAGAGUAUAGGUUGUCGUGUCCGGGCUGUAACUUUUCCUUGUAUGGACAGAUUUUAAAAUAACUUGCCACACGUGUUCCACAUACCAAGACGACGUGUCGCGUGCAAGACCCGUGUUCUUACCUCUAAGGUCAAGGUCACACUUAGUGUUUAUUCACAAUGGAGUGCUGCAUAUAAGGACAUAUAUAAGUUGUCGUAUCCGGGCUGUAACUUUCCCUUGUAUGGACAGAUUUUAAAAUAACUUGCCACAUGUGUUCCACAUACCAAGGCGAGGUGUCAAGUGCAAGACCUGUGUCCCUACCUCUAGAUCAAGGACACACUUAGUGUUUAUUCAUGAGUGCUGCAUAUAAGACAUAGCGUAUAAGUUGUCGUGGCCGGGCUGUAACUUUCCCUUGUAUGGACAGAUUUUAAAAUAACUUGCUACAUGUGUUCCACAUACCAAGACAACGUGUCGCAUGCAAGACCUGUGUCCCUACCUCUAAGGUUAAGGUCACACUUAGGUGUUUAUUCACUAUGGAAUGCUGCAUAUAUAUAAGGACAUAUAGUAUAGGUUGUUGUGUCCGGGCUUUAACUUUCUCUUGUAUGGACAGAUUUUAAAAUGACUUGCCACAUGUGUCAGACAUACCAAGACGACAUGUCACAUGCAAGACCCAUGUCCCUACCACUGAGUUCAAGGUCACACUUAGUGUUUAUUCACAAUGGAAUGCUGCUUAUAAGGACAUAACAGUGUAAGUUGUCAAGUAUGGUUGGUAUUUUUUAUGUUUAGAGGCAAUUUAAAAUAACUUGCCAUAUGUAUUUGACACGUAAAGGCAAGAUCAACUUUUCAUGUACUGACCUUGUUCAUAGGUCAAUGUCACAUUUAGGGGCAUUCGUCACAUACUGUGACAGCUCUUGUUUAUUGUGCAAGGACUGUUACCAUUUCCUUGUUGAGGGUUUUAAAACGAGGCUGGGGAUGUGUUCUGUAAGGUUGUUACAUAGUAAAUUAGA
Messenger RNA from Mya arenaria, 4012 nucleotides. RefSeq names its product N(6)-adenine-specific methyltransferase METTL4-like. The coding region runs from base 330 to 1607 and encodes 425 amino acids. The record is from RefSeq and is a predicted model, not a curated record. Gene Ontology annotation, molecular function: methyltransferase activity; nucleic acid binding. NCBI's taxonomy places the organism in Eukaryota, Metazoa, Mollusca, Bivalvia, Myida, Myidae. Gene Ontology annotation, cellular component: RNA N6-methyladenosine methyltransferase complex; nucleus. The transcript is spliced from 11 exons.